Molecule: messenger RNA, 1158 nt
Organism: Sodiomyces alkalinus F11
Lineage: Eukaryota; Fungi; Ascomycota; Sordariomycetes; Glomerellales; Plectosphaerellaceae
Exons: 5
Coding region: 1-1158 (385 amino acids)
Cellular component (GO): RNA polymerase II transcription regulator complex
Molecular function (GO): DNA-binding transcription activator activity, RNA polymerase II-specific; transcription cis-regulatory region binding
Source: RefSeq, a predicted model, not a curated record
AUGUCCAUCGAUAAGAAAGACGUCGUCGACGAGGGGACGCCCGAGUCUCCCGCCUCCAGUGUUGACGCGGAGCAGACUGCCGGCGGCGCUGGCUCCUCGAACAACGCCUCGGGUACUCAUAGUGCAGCUAACUCCUCUGCUAACGCCGGCAAUGGCUCCCUGGAGAACCAGCAGCCUAAGCGCAAGGGCGGUCGCAAACCCAUCUAUGCCACUUCGGAAGAACGCAAGCAGCGUAAUAGACAGGCGCAAGCAGCUUUCCGUGAACGUCGCACGGAAUAUAUCAAGCAGCUAGAGGAAGCCAUCCGCGUCCAUGAAUCCAACCUCCACAACCUGCAGGCCGCUCAUCGUACAGCGGCCGAGGAGUGUCUGAUGCUUCGCUACAAGAACUCCCUGCUGGAGCGCAUCCUCUUGGAAAAAGGCAUUGAUGUCCAAGCCGAGCUUCGUGCGAAAACCGGCAGUCCGAAUCUUGGCCCGACCCAUGCCCCUCAGAACAUAGUUCAGCCGCCAACCAUUCAGCGCGGUAUUCUGGGCAGACACCACUCGCGAAGGUCCAACUCGAGCAUAGCUCCGAAGAUUGAGCCUAGCAUGAGCGCCGUUCCCCCGCCUCUCCAGACGAACGUACAUAAUUCGGCGUCUUCGCCUAAGAACCGUCCCACCCCAUCAUCUCAUUCCAACUCUCCUUCGAGCACAGGUAUGGCCUUUGGCGGCCAAGCGGCUUCACAAAUCAGCCCGUUAAGCCAGAUGAACCCAGCGGCCCGGGCUCACAUGAUGUCUGGAGGCCCGGCGCGUGUUGGAAACGGCGCUCAGUACUAUCCCACGCCGGCAUUCCAGAACCACAUUGAACAGCUAGAACAAGAGUACGAUGCACCGGCCGACAUGAUGGACGAUUCCGAAAUGGACACGCCCGGUGGUCCUGGUCCUUAUCCUGCGCCAUAUACCGACGGGCACCGAUCCGUUGUCACCUCCCCGACCUCGGGGAUCAAUGGUCACCAUGGAACACGAAGCGACGCGAUACCAACGACUCACGUAACCCACGCCGCUUACCCUUCCAUGACACAACUAUUGGACAACGGAAGCUCCGACUGGGACCCGUUCGGACUCAGCGCCAGCAUGGCUUUCCCUGCUCAGUUUUCUUUCGAUACCAGCAACAUGAGGUGA